AAGAGCACUGGCAUCGAAAAACCGCCAUGCUGUUUCCACUGAAUAACAACUAAGUUUGCAUACAUACGUCAUCCUUCAAUUUAAGCAGAAUGUCAUAAAAACAGUUAUUAAAAAAUGUGUCAUAUUGAACAAAAAACGUAAAAUGUCUGUUACAGUUUCCAGAAUGUGAAUUAUGUUUGUGUUGAUGUGUAAUAGUUUAAUGUUAUUUAUAAUUUGAUUAUUUGUAUUAAUAGGUUAAUUCAGUAAUCACAAACUUCCAUCACAAUUAAUAAAAAAAUUGUUAUUUAAGAGAAAGAAUAUUACAAGAGGAACGAUGUGGAUGCCCACCCAUGUACAAGUAACUGUUCAAAGAGCAGAAAAAAUUCUCUUGAAAGGCAAAAACAACACUAAUGAUUGCUUUGUGACUAUUGCUCUGGGUAAAACGAAAUAUCAGACAUCAGUUAAGGAAAAAUCUGGGCAACAAGUUGAAUGGCAUGAGGAAUGUGAACUGCCAAUACCAGAUCAGGGUAAUACAGCAGAAAUUAUUUUAACAGUGCUGCAUCAUAACUACCUAGGUAUAGAUGAAUUUUUAGGCAGAGUUAAUAUUCCAUUGAAUACUUUGGAUAUUUAUGAGAGACCUAAGAACAAAUGGUUUGAGUUACAAAGUAAACCAGGUAAGAAUUCAAAAAAAGAAAGAGGACAACUGGAAGUAAAAAUAGGAUUCACUGUAAAAUCGGGUAGUUUAACUAAUUUAAGUAAAAAGGAAAAACAUAAAUCUUCUUUAUCUCAUGUUGCUCAAUCUGUGGGAGGAAGUUUGAUGAGCUUAGGGAGUGCAGAAAAGAGGAAAGGUAUCAAAAAAUUUGCCAAAUCCAUAGGAUCAAAAAUGAAUUUGAAAGGAAAAAAGAAAGAUUAUGGUGAUGGCUCUUCUAUUGGAAGUGUUGGAAGUUUGACUAUACAAAGUGAGAAUGAGAAAUUUCAUAGUAAACAGUCUUUUGAUGAUGCCGAUCCUGGUGUGGUUAGUGAUGAUGAUGACUUCACGCUUGAUGAUCUGUCCCACAAGAGCUCAGCAAGUUCAUUAAACCAUCCAAUUUCAAAUAAAACAGCCUCGCCCAUAUUGAAGAACUCUUCUAUUGAAAAUAUCAGUCACGCUGAAAAAAAGAGUGCAUCAGCCUCUAUCCCACCAAUAAAACCACCUAGAAUUGAUCAGAAACCACCUCAAGAUGAGUGGGAAUCUAAACUAAUUGGAAAUAAACCUAGAGUAACAAUGAGACCUGGUAGCAGCGAAUCUUUAAACAGACGAUCAUGGGAUUCUUCAAAACUAGCAUCACAAAUAGAAGAAGAGCCUUCAGAGUUACUAGAAGUACCUCAUUAUAAACUUGAAACUAUUAGUUUGAGGUCUAAUAAGUCUCCAGAAGCGCUCAGAAAAGAUGUCAAAGAGGGAAUGUUUUCAAAAUUUAAAAACUUUAGAAAAGAUAAACAUGAACUUUUAUCUGACCAUGAAACACCUAUCAAUAACUCAAGUGAACGAAUUAUUAUAGGAGGAGAAACCGAAAUAAAAGUACCUGCACAAAAUUAUCAUAUUUCCAAUGAAUUAUUGCAGAAAUAUGAAGGAAAAUCUAGGAAGGAUUUGAUAUUAUCUUUAGUAGAGACUAAAAAUGACUUGGAAAAGCAAAAGAAGAAGUUGAAGGAUUUAGAAGAUUAUUUAGAUGACUUAUUACUGCGUGUGAUGGAAACAACUCCCUGUAUUCUGCAAAAUCCUUAUGUUACAUGCAAGAUGGCAGCUAAACAUACAAAAAUGACGAGCUGAAUACUCUUGCUUACAAUUUCACAACUGUGCCAGUAAGAAGUUCAUCAAUAAAGAAGAAUGGUAAAAUGAUAUGGCUUUGAAUGUUAAUCUAUUACAUCACUUCCUAGAAAGUAACUUCCAUUAUUUUCACAUCACUAACUCAAGAAAACGUUUUAAAGGUCGUUUUAGUUGUAACACAUUCUUGAAGUGAAUGGGUUACCCCUUUUGCCAAAAAUGUGUGAUAUAAAUUAAUUCAUUAACAUUUUAGAUGAAAAAUUUUCGGUUUAAAAUAAAUGUCCAACUAAAAAAUAACAAAAAUUCACCCAUACUUAAUCACAAGUUUUAUCAAACAUAUUAAAAAUAUCACACCUUCAGUGCAACAAAGUCACAACAGCUCAUUUUGUAAUUUUACAGGAGUGGACUUAAAGUUUUUUUUGCAUUUAUUGCCUUAUUACUGGAUUGCUAUUUCUAGUAGGUUUUAAAUAUUUAUACAAUUCAUUGUUUGUUAUAUUAGAUAUAGUGAUAUAGUUUCACGCAAAAGGGUUAUUUUGAAUUACUAAAAAAAUGUUAAUAAAAGACAUCACAAAAAAGUGUCCUGAAUUGUGACUUUGUUGCGCCAGGAGUUAUUUAAUUUAACGUAUUCAUUAUUAUUCAAGAUAAGGUUUUAAAUGAAAUAAAAACUUUAUUAAUCAAAA
Diorhabda carinulata is the source of this 2460-nucleotide messenger RNA. RefSeq names its product rab11 family-interacting protein 1 (gene Rip11). Bases 314 to 1786 code for a protein of 490 amino acids. Gene Ontology annotation, molecular function: small GTPase binding. Gene Ontology annotation, biological process: regulated exocytosis. Gene Ontology annotation, cellular component: intracellular membrane-bounded organelle. The record is from RefSeq and is a predicted model, not a curated record. Lineage: Eukaryota; Metazoa; Arthropoda; Insecta; Coleoptera; Chrysomelidae. The transcript has 9 exons.